Bactrocera tryoni is the source of this 2846-nucleotide messenger RNA. RefSeq names its product gamma-aminobutyric acid receptor subunit alpha-6. The transcript has 11 exons. Lineage: Eukaryota; Metazoa; Arthropoda; Insecta; Diptera; Tephritidae. Gene Ontology annotation, cellular component: membrane; neuron projection; synapse. The record is from RefSeq and is a predicted model, not a curated record. The coding region runs from base 398 to 2593 and encodes 731 amino acids. Gene Ontology annotation, biological process: regulation of membrane potential; monoatomic ion transmembrane transport; signal transduction. Gene Ontology annotation, molecular function: GABA-A receptor activity; extracellular ligand-gated monoatomic ion channel activity; neurotransmitter receptor activity.
UUUACGUGGAAAUAAGUCGCUUGCAGACGUCGCAGUCGCACGAAAUACAAAUUCGCUUUGGCGCAUCGGCAUUACGGCACUUCUCGGUUUGGCGCGCGAAAUUUCCGGCAAGCGGCCAAAUAGUCGCAAGCGCGUUGCUGGGCUUUUAAGGCAUUAAGUGCGCUUAGAUUUGACGGUCAGUGCACUGUGCGAGGCUCGUGGUGUUUGGCCUGUGUGUGUUGGUUUGCAGCAGCGGAUUUUGUGCGCCGAUACGCUUAUUGCUUCCACUUGUUUUUUGCUGCUGCUGCUUCGAAUUUUCAAAAUCAUCGGCAUCAAAUACUCAAAUCAAAGCCAGUCAAUAGUGGAAAUCCAAUUUAAGUGAUUCGACUUAAGAGGCUUGCAGAAAGUGUGUGAAAAAAUGUUCAUAUUAAGACGGCCCUUGCUUUUGAUUUGGUGCCUGGUUAUGUGUGUGGGGCUGAUGAAACUGCACUGCCAUGGUGUACCCACUGCCAAUGCAAAUCAAUUCACACUAGCAACAACAGCAACAACAUCAGCAAAUGAUACUACAACCAUAGAUAAGCUAAUGGCACUUAAGGAAGGCAAUGACCAGAAAAGAGUAGAAUAUAAAAAUGAAAUGCCUGAAGACCGACGUGCACCAGCAACAACAACAACUAGUACAAGUAGACGAAAAGGGGACACAGUGACGGUCUCUACAACCACUUAUGAUCAGCACGCUUACGUCACAAAUAACAGCAUCGACAUUGCGUUGACACCGAUGAUGAGCCUUUUGCCGCCUAAUGUGGCUUUUAGCUUAAAAGCGUCCGCAAAACUAGCACCGAAGGACGCAUCGAAAACUGCCGCCACUUUCGACACUGAGCGCGUGCAGAACGUACGAUAUGAGCAACAACAAAAUGACAAACAACAACAACAACUGCCCACCAUCACGCGCGCAAUGCAAGUGGCACGCAUCUACGAAUCCUUCCGCGCGCUGCCCGAACUCGACGUCCACAGCGCCGCCGGCAGCGCGCCGCGUUUCAAGCGCAUGUCGGAUCUAGCCACGGACGACACGCCGCACGCAACAGCCAGCAGCGGCAACAUGAGCACGACGUGGCCGCCGACAACAACAACCACAACAACGGCAAAUGUGAACGCCAAUGUGACAACAGCAAGCAACAUGCGGAAACGCACCGCAUCGGCGGAUAUGUUGAGUCGCAACAUUUCCAUCAUUUUGGAGAAUCUGCUUAAAAGCUACGAGCAAUCACAGCUGCCAACGCACGGACAAGGCAUUCCAACAGUGGUGCGGACCAACAUUCUCAUACGCAGCAUGGGUCCUGUCUCGGAGCUGGACAUGGACUACUCGAUGGACUGCUACUUUCGGCAGUAUUGGCAUGACAAGCGCUUGAGCUUCCAGGGGCCGAUACAAAGCCUAUCACUUAGCAUUAAGAUGUUGGACAAAAUUUGGCGUCCGGACACGUACUUCUUCAACGGAAAGCACUCGCACAUACACACAAUCACUGUGCCCAAUAAGUUACUGCGCCUGGAUCAAAAUGGCGGCAUUCUAUACUCGAUGAGACUAACAAUAAAAGCGACAUGUCCCAUGGAACUUAAAAACUUUCCGAUGGAUCUACAAUCCUGUCCGUUAAUAAUCGGUAGCUAUGGCUAUACAAAUCGCCAACUUGUCUACGAGUGGAAGGGUGAGGACGACGCGGUGUCAUUUGUGCCCGGCAUGACAUUGAAUCAAUUCGAUUUGAUAAGCAUGAAACAGCGUAACUUCACCUACACCAGGCGAGAGGGAGACUUCUCUGUGCUGCAUGUGGCCUUCAACCUCAAACGUCACACAGGCUAUUUUCUCAUACAGGUCUAUGUGCCCUGCAUAUUGAUCGUCGUGCUGUCAUGGGUCUCCUUUUGGAUACACCGUGAAGCGACCAGCGAUCGUGUUGGCCUCUGCGUGACCGCUGUACUCACACUCUCCACGAUUAGUUUAGAUUCGCGCACCGAUUUGCCGAAAGUGAAAUAUGCCACUGCUUUGGAUUGGUUUCUCUUAAUGAGUUUUCUGUAUUGUAUUGCGACGUUGCUCGAGUUUGCGGGUGUGCACUAUUUUACAAAGGUGGGCAGUGGUGAGAUACCCAUAAGCGAGGAUGAAUGGGAGGACAUUGACGAAGGUGUGGCUGACGAUGAUGAGGGCGAAGAGGAGGCACAAAGUAGUUCGAUAAAACACAGUAAUGAGUCCGCGUAUGAAAUUCCACAUCCCUUGGCUGGCAACUUUUGUAAGCGCAACGCGAUGAUUUCCCCCAUUUACAAUGACCCCACACAAAUUUUUCCAGCACCGUCCUCACACGCCUCUACAAUGGAACGAACCACACAAACGGAGCCACCGGUUAUAUCAAAGGGAAAACAAAUGUGGCUUUGCCUAAUAGGCGAUGAUAAAUUUCGACGGCAGAGAGAACGUGCUGCAGCGGUUACUAAAGGAAGCCGCUAUGUGAACAGUGUUUCUCUGAUAGAUCGAGUUUCGCGUGUUGCCUUCCCAAUGUCUUUUGCUUUCUUCAUGCUACUCUAUUGGCUGGCAUACGGAAUGUACAAAAAAGAGUUCACCUGGUCAACGGUAAAGGGUUAAAGAAUAAACAACAAUCCCAUGGGAACAACCAUAUUUGAAAGCUGAAUCAAGGCACAGGAAAGGACAGCAGGGAAAUAUUAUUACAUACAUUCACGGCUAAUGAAGAAGUCAUCAGCUAUAAAUGCAUUGAAACACACACACAAAAUAAGCUUACGGAUAUAUGAAAAGAUAGUCCAUUAAACAAACAAAUGAAAAAUUAAAUAUUUUUGGCCAAUUUACUAAAAGAAAAUAUAAAUAAUGGAAAAAUAAUAUA